UGUAUAUACACGACGUUGUGUACAUCAAAGAGAGGAGUCGGAACGUUUGUGGCGGACGAGACGAUUAUUGUAACGCGAAAGAAGAGUUGCGCACGUUGACAUUUCCUCAUCGCGACCCAUCGAGAGACGCUCCGAUAACGCGAACAUUUGGAACAGUGGACAUAUGGGAAAUCGUCCACGGUAAAAUCUCAAGAGCAGUCACAACCGCAGUCGCGAUUUCGCCCUUUUGCUCGCUAUUUAUAGAGGAAGUAGGUUAUUUGCAAAAUCAAUCGUGAAAAUAAUCGGAUUAUUAUGGCACAUAGAGUAAUACCAAAGAUGAUCAAGUGAUUCUAAAGAAGAAUAUGAUGUAUCUACAUCGCACAAGAGUCUGACUCAGCUCAGCCCUGAGUCACAUGUUGUUGCUUUGCGCACAAAUGCCAGAAUGUUAGACAGUGCAGCUAACAUGGAACUGAAUAAUGUGGGAAGUAACAAAAGUUCCGUAUAUCUCGCACUAUCAUUUAGGAAACUGUGUUUGGCAACAGUUGGCUUACCACUGGUAUCGCUAUUGUUCUGUUUUGUCACAGCUUAUAUAUUCCAACAAGAUGAUAUUCAUGAAACUCAUUGUAGGGUCUACAAUAUCCUUCCAUCGAUCUCAGCUAUUACUGGUGUGUCCCCUCAGAGAUAUCUAUGGCGUGUUAGCAUAGCGUUACAUAUUGGACCUAGACUGGUGAUAGCCAGUGUUUAUCACUCUUAUUAUUACAACAUACUUAAAAGCAUUGAAGAUGUGCCUCUAAAAAUUAUGGGGAGUAGACUCCUAAAUUUAUGUUACUGGCUAAACAUUGCCGAGGUGGCAGCUUUGUGUGGUGUAACAUAUGUUUCUAACAGGGAGAAUUACUCGGUGCACGAAAAAAUUUUCAUAGUGUUCAUGAUUAGUUCGCUCAUGUAUAUGCUGACCGCUGUAAGAUUGGGUCGCCUAAUAACUCCAAAUGCACAAAGUCUUCAGUACAAACAGGCGCUCUUUAUGAUGAGUCUUGUCAGUACAAUCGGUCUUAUUAUCUUCUUCUUGAAACAUCGACUGCUAUGUCACGACUUGGCAUUUAGUUGGUUUUCGCUGUGCGAAUAUGUGAUAGCUUUCGCGAACAUGGGGUUUCACGUCACCGUGGUUCUGGACUUUCCGAAGGAGCAACUGGUCGUAGGUCAUGGUUUACCCGCCACAAAGGCAGAUUAACCCUUUAUGAUAAUUCAUUAUUUUCAUCGCCAUACUGAAGUGCCUAUUGCCUCUAUAUGGAAGUGCUACAAAUCCCGAUUCUCGAGAGGUAAAAAUUUGGCACAACAUGCGACAUUAUGCAAUUUUAUGAUUGCUUCCUUUUUGUGAUAUUUACAAAAUUGCAUUUAUUAUCGAAAAUUAUCAUCUUGAUUUGCUUCUGCCGAAUACUCUCGGCAUAUUUUUAAUUUUGACUUUUAUCUCCACUCUCUCGCGCUAUCGAUCACACAACGCCCGACAAGUAUUCUCCCGAAUGUAUUGGGAUUUGAUCUGAAAAUGAAAAAUAAGUAGGGGAAUCUCUAGCGCUUCCAGAGUGCGGCACUGGUUACUUUCCAAACGGUGAAAUACGUAACGGCCUUUUAAUAUCGAUUAGUAAUAGAUGAGUAUAUGAUUAUGAUGUAGUGAACAUGAUAGUUAAGCAACUAUCCUACGUACGAACGGCAUUUUUAACGUUGUCGUAAAUGGAAUAUUAUUACUUCUACGAUACGUGAGAUUACUUGUAUAAAGAACUUUUAAACCUUCUUUUAUAGGAACUUUUGCAAAGUGAGAAUUCUAGUCGAAUGUAUGAAUUCUAGUCGCAAUGUCUUUUAUCUGCGCUUUACUCUUUUACUUUAUAUUAUAGGUUGACAUAUGAAUUAUUAUAGACUGUAGAAUGCAUUUACGUCAGAUGGACUUCGCGAAAUGGAUUUGAGGGAAUUGCACGUUCAUAAAAUGAACGUGUUGAGUGACAUUCUGUACAGUUGCGUCUUGUUGGCAAUUCUUACGGUAGACACGUUAACAUAAGUUACUCACUCGUCUUGUAAGAGGUCGAUUAACACGCUGUAUAGAAUCUCGAGAUGUUAACGCUAAUGUUCACCGCUCCGUUCGGCGUUAACGUACUGCAAACAUAGGAAAAUAAUCGCUCCUAUGUUUGCAUGUAGCAUUACGAUAGUUCAGUAAUACAGCAACCACCGAAAAAUAUCGGCAAUUCAAAGUAGCCGCAAUCUUACUACGCGAUAAUAUGAUAUUGCGUGAUUGUUCGGACGGGUGCGUUCGAGAUAAGAUCGAUAUCUAAAUUUCUCAUGCAGAUUUGUAAGAAUUGUUAAGAUGAGAGUUUCUAUCAGAUCUUACGACUGAAACUCCCGUUAAUUUCUUUAUGGAUGGACGCCGAUAGUCGCAGUGUGACUUUAGAUAGCACUCGCAGUUCAACAGUAUCAUUUUUGCACAUUUUUACACACGAACAUUAACUGGUGUAGCGUAUUUUGAUAUGAGGAGUUUUUGUUAAGGUUCCUUGUACAUCGUUAUCGUGAAAAGAACAAACCGUCGAUACAUUAUAUCGCUAGUUUCUCAGCAGAUCUGUUGUUUGUCGUAAAUAGCCGAUAGCACGAAGAUCGUAGCUCUUUAGAGGUCUUCGUGAUUGUUAUUGAAAGGAUAAUGGUUGUAAUAAUGCGAGCGUAAUAUCUGGACGGUUCCUACUGUAUUAUACUUCGAGUCGUUUUGUACCGCUACGUCACACCACGAUAAAAACGAAUGUACUCGGCAAUCGCGUUUGAUUUACCGAGAAGACCGUUGUCGGACGCUAAUCAGUGCCAAGUGACGCACUAAAGAUAUAUCGUGGACUUUUACGGGUUUUCAUAUGGAGAUGCGUGCGUUAUGUAUGUUAAUAACGAUCUCGAAAAGUCUCUUUAAUGAAUCACUUGUAUCUCACGCUUUGUCAAGCAAUCACCUUACGACCACUGCUCUCUAAAAAUGUUCGUAGCAAUAACUGACAAUUUUUUCUGCAUAAUGUCUCAUUCUCAUAAGCGAAUAUGAAAAUUAGGAAACGCCAAUAUAGUUGGAUUGAUUGCGAUGGAACGUUUGUUCUGGUGGAUCGUUAGAAUUUACUUUAGCAUUCUCGGAAUACAUGUAUAACCGCAUCAGAGAUUACGUACCUUCUCUCGCUUAUGGAUCUCUGAGUGAAUCUGAAGUUCACUUCACAAAUAUUUUAUUAUGAUUUAUUAUUAUAAAAUUAUCUCUCUCUCCCUCUUUGUUUCUCCUAAAUUCUUGACAUUCAAAUAAAUUCUGCAAUUUAUUAAUGCAAUCAAGCGUUAUUUUCUUCCCAAAGAAAAAGUAAAACUUUGUGAUAUCCUGAUAAUCUGCAAAUGAAUUCAGAUGCGCAAUUUCUGAUGCGUUUUAUGUGAGUUAAUGGAUAUCGAGGACACGAGUCACACGUUAAAAAGAGUUAUAUACUGAAUGUCUCUUAUAUAUAAGUAGAAAUUAAUAGUACGUAAGAAAGUUUUCUAGAAAUGUAGCGGUAACUUCCAGAAAUAAGUUGCAAGAUAAAAGUAUAACGAAAUGAGGAACUUCGGUGAUUAAGUUUUCCUCUCGCGCUGAGACUUUUCGUUCUAGGAGAGAUUUCAAAUUUAUGUGUUCGAAACUCUACAAAAAGAUAUAUUUAAUUAAUGUUAAUUUUGCAAACGAUACCGUUGCAAAGUAAUGUUUCCGCAAAGGAAACUACUAAGUAUUAUUUUAGCAACGAUCUCCCUUAUGAUCGCGACAAUUGCUUCGCGACUUAUCGAUAUUCUUGAAUUAAGAUGUUAGCACAUUCUCGUGAAGUAAUUCAAGAAGAAAUAGCGAAGAACGAGAUUUAAGCGUUAGAAUCGUAAAGAAAACUAUUCGAUGCAUUAUAUUUGCGGUCUCUGAACAUAUUUUUUUAAUACCGCGGAAUGAAAAUUCACCUACGCACCAGUAGGUUUUUGAAAAUGAAUGUUCUAAAGAACAUAUUUAAGAACUCGUCAUACAAAUUGGCGAUAAUAAUUGAACAUAUCUUGUCGAGAGGUUCUAUCACACUCGAAACUCUUCCUUUGCUGUAAAUAAUGCCAGCACGACACACAGUCAUCUUGUAUAAAUGACGGAGUGGAUAUCAAUGGCACGUUAAAAAAAAAAAAAAAGAGAGAAGAAGAAAAUGGUACGAUGAUUUUUCUCACCCUUCAUUAGUAUGACGAUUUAAAGAAAAAAAAUUGAAGCUAAAUCUUUACACAAAUAUUCACUAUCGAGUCGCAGCUAUUUUUCUGCGACUCGUAUUUUUCGAAAUGAUUUUGCUACUAAAACAUUUUUUUCUAAUUUAUGACGUAUACCGAAAUUAUCAAUAAAGCGCUAUGAUCUGACGAAGAAACUACUUGUUCGCGAUGUAUAAACCGUUUGGGUAAUUGAUAAUUCUGUGAUAAUAAGCACAAACAGUUCUACGCAGUCUGGAUUUUCUUUUUUCUUAAAACAAUUUUACCAGAUGAUGCCACCUUCGUUAUUAUUUAACUUUCCAAGUUCUGUUGCGUUCCACUUAUAUACAAGCCCGAGAAUUUUAAUAUAUUAUUUAUGAUACAUCACAAUACAUACGCAUAAAUAUAGUCCAAUGUAUAUUAUCACAGAAUUUGUUUUCCCGAAUCAUCUAUCUACUGUCGUAUUUAAUGAUGAAUCGAGUAGCGAAUUUAUGUACUUAGGAAUUAUCAUAAAAGUAGAGGAUUGAUUAAUCAGACAAAUACUAGAGAGGUAAAUUUAACUAAUUAAUAAUAUAAUCUGUCCUUAAUUUGAUUUGAAAAUUUUUUCGAAGAAAGAACGAGGAUCGAUAACACCUUUUUUUUUUAAAGAAAAAAAUAUCUGUUACCGAAAGCAAGCGCGAUUGUCCCGGUAGAUAUUACUUUAUGUAAUGUGUAUACGUAUUUGUUAUCUUUUGCGACGAAUUUUGAGGCAACCGAAUGCAAAACUUUCACAGUGUGGAAAACAAAAUUACGCCCAACGUCUCUCUGAUACCUUUAUCCGCCGUGGUCUUGUGCAUCAUAUAAAUCAGAGUGAGCGUAAUCGAGCCUCAAAUCCAACUGAAACCUGCGGCAUUGGCGAAGGUAAUUGAACUCUGUUGACCUUAAUGUAAGGAAUAAACGAGCGCGAUCAAAUGGCUACCGUGUGACACGAACGAGAGAACUUUCGAACGUCCUCACGAGUAACCGAAUUUAAUAAGUCGCUUCCUUCGAUCGUACCGUGAAACUGGACGGAGGCUCGAUCGUCCUCGCACUCUCGUGGCUCAUUAACGAUUUUACGUCGUCAUUACACGAAAUAGUUGUAUUUUCCUACACAAUCGGUCGAGCAUUGUUCGAUGUAACGUUCACACCGAUGCUCCGUAUUUCCGAUUAACAUGACGCUGUAAUAUAGUGUAUAUUUCUUGUAAUCGGUUUAUAGGGCGGUUGGUGCCCUAUAUACCGUGUGAUUUCAAGCGUUUCUGUAUGUGAUGACUUGUGACGAGUUACACUGAUUUCGACGGGCAAGAAUGAUUUCUACUUGUAUCGCGUAACGAACGAUUGUCAAAU
Molecule: messenger RNA, 5559 nt
Organism: Dinoponera quadriceps
Lineage: Eukaryota; Metazoa; Arthropoda; Insecta; Hymenoptera; Formicidae
Product: post-GPI attachment to proteins factor 2-like
Exons: 6
Coding region: 422-1207 (261 amino acids)
Biological process (GO): GPI anchor biosynthetic process
Cellular component (GO): endoplasmic reticulum membrane; Golgi membrane
Source: RefSeq, a predicted model, not a curated record